CAGCUACUGCACUGGUUCUGUCAGUCAGCUGGGGUAGGUGGGGUCACAAAGAGCCAAGAUGGCUGACUUUGAGGAGCCGCUGUCAGAUGAGGAGAAGGUCCGCAUAGCGGCUAACUUUGUGACUCAUGCCCCCCCUGGAGAGUUCAAUGAGGUCUUCAAUGAUGUGCGGCUUCUUCUCAACAAUGACAGCCUCCUUAGGGAGGGGGCUUCGCACUCCUUUGCCCAGUACAACAUGGAUCAAUUUACACCUGCCAAAUUAGAGGGAUAUGAUGAGCCGGUUCUGAUCACAGAGCAUGGUGACUUGGGUCAAGGACGUUUCCUUGAUCCCCGCAACGGUUUAUCGUUUCGCUUCGACCACCUAAGAAAAGAAGUGAGCGACGUGCAGCCAUAUGAAGGAGAGACAGCCCUCAGAAGUUGGAGAGAUGCCUGUGAUACUGCCCUUAGUGCCUACGUCAAAGAGCACUACCCUACUGGAGUCUGUACGGUAUAUGGGAAAACGGUUGAUGGUCAGCAAACGAUUAUAGCCUGCAUUGAGGGACAUCAGUUUCAACCCAAAAACUUCUGGAACGGUCGGUGUAGGUCAGAGUGGAAGCUUACUAUCGGUCAGCCCACUGCUCAGGUGGUUGGAGUAUUGAAAAUACAGGUGCAUUAUUAUGAAGAUGGGAAUGUGCAGCUGGUUAGCCACAAGGAGGUAGAAGAAUCCAUGCCAGUGACCAAUGAAAUCCAGACAGCUAAGGAAUUUGUUGAUAUUAUUGAGAAUGCAGAAAAUGACUACCAGACUGCUAUCAGUGAGAACUACCAGACCAUGUCUGACACUACAUUUAAGGCUCUGCGUCGUCAGCUGCCUGUCACACGCACGAAGAUCGACUGGAAUAAGAUUCUAAGUUACAAGAUUGGCAAGGAAAUGCAGAACGCUUAAAGGAGGGCCAGGGACUGACCAGAGAAAUGCCUGGUGGCCCACAACCCACCUAUACCUGCGCAAGGAGUAACCAAAGCAAAACUAUAUUAAUAUGGGGCAAGGAAAUAACAAAAACAAACAAUAAAAAAAAAGAAAAUACAACUAAAGGUGUGCAGACUGUUAGGCACAGAUAUCUGUCUCUUGCAAGGAAUGUUCAGUUAUGGGAAUAAUGGUUUAGAGAAAGUGGUUGUAUGUUUUGAAAGGACUGUGUUUGGACAGGGCUGUGCUCAGGACCGCAGCAUUCGAGAAGUAACUUUCCUCUGAACAUCUAAGGAUCACAGACCUUAGAUGCUGGUGUGAGAAGGUGUGUGUGUAUAUAUACUGUUUUCUUAGUAAAACUGAUGUAGAACUGUGAUUUUACAGUUCUCAGCACACACAAGAACCAGGAUGCACAGAGCAGCUCAUAAGAGAAAUUAAGCACACAUCACCUGUCUCUUUUUUUUGGGGGGGGGGGAUUUUGUAAGAGUUUUUGUGUUAUUGCGGUUUCCAUGGAAUUGGAACUCAAAUGCAUGGGUAAAAUCAAAAGACAGACAAAAAAAAGUGAGUAGCUGUUAUCUGUGGCAGUGUAACUUAUACCAAGCUGGUAGUACUUCUGAGCUGACAUGGGGCUUAGUUACACACUGCUAACAAAACUGACAAAUAUUUCUUCCUGUUGUGAACACUUAUGACUAGCACAAUCCUUAGCAUAGCUCUGUUCCUGCACCUGCGUGGUUGUCAGUAUGUUACAGCCAAAGGAAUGUUUGUUUUCUGUUGUGCUCCUCUGAUGUAUGGUCUCUCCACCCAUGCAAGCUAUGACUGAAAUAAUGAGAUAAAGCAACUUCUAUGCUGCAGCAUCUGUAAUACAUUCUGUUCUUACUUUGGCAACACCUUCAUUGCUGUACAGCUUUUCCUUUGUAUAGAGGAAAACUUAUAUACUCACAUUAACCAAGAUUUAUUUGCCAAAAUCUCUUUCCUAUGGUAAAGAACUCCAUCUUCCCAUCCAUUUAUGCAAAUAUCUAUUUUAAUAUGCAGGUUUUUGUUGGAGUCUCAGAAAAUUGCGCUCUUAACUGCAACAAACUGUGUAUUGGUCAACACCAAGUGGACACAGAGCAGGUGCAAUGUGAGGCAUGAUCGUACUGUAAAUGGUUUGUGAGACCACAUCAUACCCUGUGUUACAUGACUUACAGGACUCUGGAUCAGUUCAAUGUUAGUUCUACUAUGUGUGUGUUCAACUCUUAUAUUACACAACUGUGUGCCGAUCAGUACUGCCCCAUUCUGUUCAAAUAAAGAGAUCGAACAUGA
This is a messenger RNA of Archocentrus centrarchus (flier cichlid), 2239 nucleotides long. Its product is annotated as F-actin-capping protein subunit alpha-1-like. Gene Ontology annotation, cellular component: cortical cytoskeleton; F-actin capping protein complex. The transcript has 10 exons. The coding region runs from base 59 to 919 and encodes 286 amino acids. Gene Ontology annotation, biological process: barbed-end actin filament capping; actin cytoskeleton organization. Gene Ontology annotation, molecular function: actin filament binding. The record is from RefSeq and is a predicted model, not a curated record. NCBI's taxonomy places the organism in Eukaryota, Metazoa, Chordata, Actinopteri, Cichliformes, Cichlidae.